CGCUCACGUAAGUCAAGUAAGCGUGCAUGAGUUGAAACAAGUCUUCCAACUAGGUAGACUCGCUGUUCUUCAGAAUCUGCAGGGAGUUGCAGUUGCUGGUUGUUUGUGCCACGUGUGAAUACAGCAUAACCCAACUUUCUCCAGAUGUUUCGGUUCCUGCGGACAGCGAUUCAGACGCGGAACAUAAACUCGUUGCUGUCAGUGUUCUGUGUUUGGAAUCUGUUGUAUUCAACAUGUGAAACUAGUGAUCCAUGUGUACAAGCAGAACACAAUAAGUACUUCUGCACCUUAAUACCGCAUGCUUCAUGGUAUCCAUCAAAUAUAAAACUCCUUUUGUUCAAAGUGGAGAGUGGGAUUGGGUCUAUCAAUUACACCACGUUCAACAGUUCAAGACUUACUUCUGUCUCCAACCUAACAAUCACUGAUAGUGGCGUUACAAGUAUUGCUCAAGGAGCUUUCAGUUCUUUCCGUAGACUCGUUGUGUUGAUUCUAAACAAUAAUAAAUUAUCUACCAUCAGUGCCUCCUGGUUUGCCAGCCCUGCAAGCCUGGUCAAACUUUCCUUGUUCAGGAACAGGAUUCAUACAAUUGAUGUCACCAGUCUAUCCAACCUUUCCAAUCUGGUUGAACUCAAUCUUUCCCAAAAUGCAAUAAGUGAUAUAGCAGACCAAGGUUUCAGGAGUAACUUGAAGCUGUCCAUCCUUGAUCUUUCCACCAAUAACCUGACUUUUCUAAGGACAGAGACUUUUGCAGGCCUUCAUCUCAAGAAGCUUGGCCUUCAGGACAAUCCUUGGAUCUGCUCCUGUGAACUUGCAGAUUUUGCAAACUUCCUAGGAGAUCUGGUUAACAAGUCUGCUGUCGAUGGGUAUUCAAUCACUUGCCAUGAUCCUCCCAACUUGCAAGGCAGCCCUGUCUGGAAUGUAUCUGAUUUUGGUUGCAAGAUCAGUGCAUAUACAACCUGGCCCAGUCAACAUGUAGCUUCUGAGAAUCUGUUCCCAAAAUUACUUUGGCUGCUAGGGCUGCUUUUCAUUCUCCUUCUGUUAGUUAUUCCACUAUUGAAAAGGAAACAGGAAAAGAAGCAGACAGUACCAGAAAGGCAAACAGAUAAUAAACAGGAGAAUGGCCUUCAAAUGGAGGAUCCUACUGGAAAAUCUAAUUUUGAAAUGCAAGCAGUCAAUUCAUUGACAGGAGUGGAAGUGAACAAGAUACACAAAUCAUCGCAAAUAGCGGGGGUUCAACUGGCAAAUGAAAUUCCUCCCAAGGAUCUGCCGGAAUUACCAUGGCGUGAUCAAGAGAUCUCAGACAUUCGUGCAGCAACAUCUCAGUUGUUCACUGAGAACUCGGAGCGUAUAAAAAAUGAACGUGGCACAAGUAAGCAGGAAAAGGCAACAUGUGACGACGAUUCAUCCCUUGAAAAUCAGACAGCAGGAGUCCUUGAUUACGGAACAGUGAGUGGUUCAAAAUCAUUGUCCAUGUCACCCUUCCAGAACCAGGGAGGGCCUGAUUUAACCCAGAGGGAAAAGAAGGGAAAUGGCAAACCUGUAGGAAUGAUCAUACCGUUAUCCAAAAUGACUACAGGCAAUACUGUGAAUCCUGAUGAGAACCUGGCUCUCACUACCUCCGUGGUGAGUGGUAAACAGGCUGUAGUGACAAGUUCACUGAAAGGAGACAAAUUAAUUAAAGGUGAUGCUGGUGAGAUAUAUGAUUCAAGACGUUUAAUGAACAGUGUAAAGCAACAUGGCAAGGGAAGUGAGAUGCCUGAGAAAAAUGAAAGCCAAGGAAAUAUUGCACAGAUUGAAACAAGAGUUUUGGGUGGCAGAAGUAAGGAAUCAAGCCUGAGGAAUGAUGAGAAUAUUCUGAAGUACUCCUCUGGAGUUGGCAGCCCUACUUCAUUGAGAAGGGGGGGCAUAUCAACAACUGAAAGUGUGAGGCGAGGCCAGCUCAGCUGUGAGGUUGUAAUCCUUCCAGGCUCAGUAUGUGCUCCAGCCACACCAGACAAUGAGACGGUGGCUGAUGCAGGCUCAUCAACCAAAGAUAAUCCUUGGGGCAGUGACUAUGGAUACGCUAACCUUUUACAUGAAAUUGUGGAAAAUCAAGGACGUCGUACCAGAGAGCGUUGGAAGCAAAGCCAUCGGUUCAAAAUGGCACAUCAAGUCUAAUACUUUCCGGUGCCUGGUUAGUAGAUUAGGUUGCAAACUGAAUUGAGCUUCAAAGCACUUGAAGUGAGAGAUUGGACACGCAUAGACAAUCAUGCAAUGAUUAAUUUUGAAUUAUCCUGAUAGUCCUUUGGGAUAGUGUGAGUUAGGAUAGGGCUGCACUAUAUUGAGUGUGUACUAACAUAUAUGGAGGAUGUACAUACGAAUAUGUAACUGCACACACAAACAAGAGAAAAUCUGCAGAUGCUGGAAAUCCGAGAAACACACACAAAAUGCUGGAGGAACUCAGCAGGCCAGGCAGCAUCUAUAGAAAAAAAGUACAGCUGAAGUUUUGGGCCGAAACCCUUUGGCAGGACCUUUUUCCAUAGAUGCUGCCUGGCUUGUUGAGUUCCUCCAGCAUUUUAUGUAACUGUUGUUACGAGAAUACACAUAAAAUUAAGAUGUUUGCUGGCCUGGGCUAGCAUCAGUGGCAUCAGCAGUUGGUCUGCCACCUGCCCUCAGGGGAAGGAGAGAUAAGGAACAAUGGAGCAGCGUCUGGAGAUGUGUAAUGAAGGGACGGGGGAGAGAGAGCUGUCUGGAGCGGCUCCCCUCUUUGAACCCUGAACUGUUUGAAGUGAUGGACAGGCGAUACCCCAGCAGGGGGAUAAAAAGGGACAGGUUCGCUAAGACAGGACACACGCCACCCGAGGUAACGAGACCCUGGAAGCGGUGCGCCUCUCACGAGUGGUGAGAAGUACCGGACAACGCACAGGGUGGAAAGGUACGAUCAGCGGGAACCCGCUGUGUGUCCGCCCUUGCCUGGGUGCCGGGUUCCCUGCAGAGGAUCGACCGCAUCUGGAGGAGGGGUCACAGUCGGUGACCUCAGGUGACAUCACCAAGGACCCGCCCAAAAGUUGCUCGUGAGCAAUCUCGCUGGUCUGUGAGUGAAGCUGUGCUGAAUGAUGAGUUGUUCUCUCUGUCUCUCUUCCCCCACCUUGUCCAUCGCCAUGGCAACGAUUACUGCGAACUGAACUUUGAGUCAUUUUGAAAUUGGUCAUUUACCCCUAGACAACGAUAGAGCUUGAUUGAUGCUGUUAUCUUAAUUCUGUGCACAUGUGUGGUUAUCAUUGUUGAAUUGUUGCAUUUAUUAUCCUUUCGGUUACUGUGUUGCUUGUUUCUUUAAUAAAACUUUCUUAGUUCUAGUACUCCAGACUCCAACUGAGUGAUCCAUUUCUGCUGGUUUGGCAACCCAGUUACGGGGUACGUAACACUGUACGCAUUAGCAGCAUGAUUAGAUCAGUCAGCCUCUCAAGCCUACACUGUCAUUUAAUAAAACCAUGGCCGACCUGAUUUCACCUCAAGUUUGCAUUCCUUUUUACCCAUGGGAACCAUUCACUUCUUGAUUAUCAAGCAUCACACAAUGCCUUCAAAAUAUCUAAAGACUGUAUUCUCUGUGAGGAAGAUUUACAAAGGCUGUUGACCAUCUGAGCAGGGAUAAAUGUUGCUUCCUGUCAGUCUUAAAUGGGUUCUUUUUAUACUCAAUGACCCCUGUUUUAGGUUCUCGUAGUGAAAAUUCUCUCUAUGUUCACCCUUAUCCCUUCAGGAUCUUGUGAAUUCCACUCAAAGAGGUGACAUUUGGCCAGAGUACAUUGGGUUUCCAUUGGGUUUCCUUCCACAUCCCAAAGACAAUGCUGAUGGGUUAGUUAGAUUCUGUAAAUUAUCUCUAGUGCAAUUAAACAGCAAAAGGAUCAAACAGAGAGUCGAUGGGCACGAGAGAGAAUUAGAAUGUAGGAUUAUAGGAAGGAAUGGAUUAACGAAAUGGCUACCUUGGGUUUUAUAACAAAGUAACUUCAAACAUUGUGGUGGUUCUUUUAAAUCUGUUUCUUUAUUCUGGCAACAUAAACUUGUUACUUCAAAGUGUUAGACACUAAUGUGAAGUUUUGAGCAUGAACCAAAAUCAUCAAUAUAUUUGAAAUUAGAUGGCUCCUCUCAAUUCUUAGAUAAAAGUUUGGUUUUUUUAGAGUAAUCCCAACAACUUUGGCAGCUGUUGAGUCAAACCCAAAGUAGACCUUUUACCACACUGCAUAGGUAUGUUAAUCAACAGAUUGGAUGCUUUAGCUCUUUACUUUUCAACAUGUGGUGAGUGGUUCAUUAUUUUUUUCACUUAUGACCCUGUGCCAUUGAGCUACACGUAGGUCACUUAGCUGUUUUAAAGAGCUGCUGUUGGGGCACACGUUGUUGUGAAGCUGAGGUUGCAAUUCUUCCAAACCAGUAAGGACAGCAGAUUCACUCUUCUGAUGGCCAAGAGAUGGGUUUUUACAAUUCAGUAAUUACAUGAUCAUUCUCAACCUUCUGAGAUUGCCUUAUCUCUGGCUAAAAAUGGGCUACCCUUUAUGUUUUAAACAGUGACCCCUGCUUCGAUAUCUUCCCACAAGUAAAAAUUCUAUUUUAUUCUUGAUUGAUGUGAUUAAGCUUUAAUUUCCCCACCUUCCAAGUGAAAUUUGAAUGAGUGCCUCCAAUUAAUUUGAACUUGCAGGUCAGUGAGAAAACUAUUAUCCCACUUGAAUUUAAACAAUUUCUCACUUGAGAGCUCUCAGCAAUCAAAUCUAGACUACCUGUCAACUGAGGCAGUAUGUUACAUUAAUAGAUUGUUGGGCAAAGGUUGGUGAACUGAAUUUUUGUCACAUUUAUAGUCGAAAAUGGUUAAUUCUGAAAAUGAUUUGUUACUGAUUAGAUUUGUAUAAAAUAUUAGCAAUAUACUGGUAUUUUCUUAGUUAAAUUGAGCACAUUUGCUGAAUUGCAACUAGAAAGAAUUGGAACUGAUUUUAUUUGUGAUUUCUUCCUUUUUUGUAUUAACUUUGUUUAUUUCUGAAUAAAUAAAUGGGUGAGACAACAAA
Messenger RNA from Mobula hypostoma (lesser devil ray), 5030 nucleotides. RefSeq lists its product as uncharacterized. The transcript has 5 exons. Bases 145 to 2157 code for a protein of 670 amino acids. Gene Ontology annotation, molecular function: protein binding. The record is from RefSeq and is a predicted model, not a curated record. NCBI's taxonomy places the organism in Eukaryota, Metazoa, Chordata, Chondrichthyes, Myliobatiformes, Myliobatidae. Gene Ontology annotation, cellular component: extracellular matrix.